Acanthopagrus latus (yellowfin seabream) is the source of this 3590-nucleotide messenger RNA. RefSeq lists its product as uncharacterized. Gene Ontology annotation, biological process: regulation of transcription by RNA polymerase II. The transcript is spliced from 6 exons. Bases 1985 to 2983 code for a protein of 332 amino acids. Lineage: Eukaryota; Metazoa; Chordata; Actinopteri; Spariformes; Sparidae. The record is from RefSeq and is a predicted model, not a curated record.
UGGAGUGGCUCUCUGCUGCUCCACACUGAGGCUGCGCUGAUCGCUGAUUACUGUAGGAAACAGACCGACUAUAGAUAUGUACUUUAUAUGACCCCACUUCAAAAACUAUCCCUUUAAAUGGGGAAAGCUAACAUAGCUGAAGUGUUAGCAGGAUCUUAUGGUUUGACUGAAGAAUGCUAACAGUGUUAGCAGGAUCCAUAGAUUUAAAUGGGAAAGAAUGCUAACAGAGUUUUGAUGAUGUACACAUGAGUGUUUGUUCUGUGUCUGUGACAUCACAUCAUGAUGUCACAGAUUUUGUGACAUCACAGUGACAUUAAAAGAAUCAGAGAGAUGUUGCAGUGUGAUUGGUUGGUUUGGACUGAGUGUGGUUGUGACAUCACAGAUAAAUGUUCUGCGAGUGGCUGCAGUGCAGCUGAGUGACCAGCAGAGGGCGCCACGUUCAAACAGCGCCACGGUUCAGUGAAGUUCUGAUCAGAUUCUGUUUGAUCCACGUGACUCAGAAUCUGAGCCAAACUCAUCUAAUGUAACUAAGUACAUUUACUCAAGUACUGCACUACUUCAUACUGCCACAUGCGUCUGAUUACUUUAGUUACUUUACAGAUUACAUGCUCAAACUCUUUACUCAGGUCAACAUCAACUCGUCUGGAGAAACUUUUCACUGGACAGGAACGUAAUCUGAAAAGUAACUAGUAACUGAAGCUGUCAGGUAAAUUUAGUGGAGUAUUUGUUGAGUUCAGUUUCCACUGAUGGAAUGUAACUAAAUAUAUCUAUUACAUAAAGGUUUGAGGUACUUGUACUUUACUUGAGUAUUUUCUGUUAUUUUGUUCUUCCAGUCCACUACAUUUAUCUAAUACCUUUCGUUACUAGUUACUUCACAGAUUACAUGCUGCAUCAUUUAUUAAUGAAUUGAUUUCCUCAUCAGACAGAUAGAAUCAUUGGUUGUGACGAUCAGCUGACUCAGUUUAUACCUGUAAAUAUAUUGAUCACUUUCUUUACUGAUACUUUGAUACUUGAUCACUUUAAUACUUUUACUCAAGUAGACUUUAGAGUACUUUAUGAACAAUAACCAUCAAUUCACUUUCAAUUUAACGACAUGACGUAUUAGAUGACAUCACACACAGGCACCGCCCAGUCCAACACACUUGCACGCGCCGUGCUCGCUCUCCUGCCGUUGGCGCGCAGGCCGCGUGUGUUGUGAAGCAGAGAUGAAGGCAUCAGGGAGGAGGAGGAGGAUGAAGGUGUCUCCUGCUCGCUGAUUGGCUGCUGUGAGGCGACACGCGCCUGUUUACUGGGAGAGCAGAAUGUACAGAGAAGAAGAAGAAGAAGAAGAGUAGAAGAAGAAGACGACGACGACAGUUGUUUUGUAGUUCUGUUCUAUGGAACAACAGAAGUAGAAUCUAAUUAAAUCAGUAGAAGAAGAAAGUCGGAGGACUUCCUGUUCAAACUUUUUCUCUGGAAACUGGGCGCGUUCCCGCCGCAGCCCGAGGCUGUACUGCGCAGGCUCCGUUGCUUCCUGUGGAUAAUGGACCGAUUGUGUCACCGCGCCCGCUGCUGACGUCACACGAGUGGAGGGAGGCGCGAGGCCGCUGAUCCUGACCGGGAACAGGAUCGUCGGGAGCGCGCACCAGAGAAGCGCAUGAACGUUGUGCAACAGGCAGCAGACUGAAGCAACAGAACAGAACAGAGUGAGUCAGACGAAACAGGAAACACUGAAGAAGAAGAAGGAACAGCAGCUGAAGGGUGAGAGACACUGACCAGAACAGCAAGAGAGAGAGAGAGAGAGAGAGACACGAUGUGUGGUGAGACAGAUUAAAAGUUGUUAACUUUAGACGGAAACCGACUGCAGAGUUUCUGUGGGUUUGUUGUUAGACGCUACGGGGACAUGAACCUGAGUCUGCACCGAGAGGACACCUGUCCUGUGAGGGGACACCAGCAGUGAGCCUGUUGUGUGUGUGUGUGUGUGUGUGUGUGUGUGUGUGUGAGGAUGAGCGGAGGUAAAAAGAGGAGUGGCUUCCAGAUCACCAGUGUGACCUCAGACUUCAACCAGACUCCAGUGGGCCAAUCAACGUCCAGCGAGCUCCUGUCAGCCGUCCAAUCAGCAGCUUCCUCCUCACAGGGAAGCUCCUCUCAGCCGACCACGCCUUCUGUGAAGAGGAAGUACGUCUCCCAUGAGGCCCUGGGACCCGGCACCGGCUGCUCCUCCAGGUUCAGGGUGGUGAAGCUGCUGGCGAGCGGCGCUGGCGGCGGGGGGCGGGGUGAGCCGUAUCGCCGUGGGCGAUGGACAUGUUCUGAGUUCGUGGAGCGACAGGAAGGGGCGGGGUUCAGGCGGGUGCUGGACACCAUGAGACACGCCCACUCACUAGAGUCCCUGGAGAUGAUUGGCCGGGACAAAGACAGAGGCGGAGUCCACUCACAGGACGCUGCCCACCUGCUUGCUCAGCCAAUCAGAGGCAAGGAGGGGGCGGGGCUCAUUUUACGCAGUGGACCGCCCUCCCCGACACACCAGGAGCCAAUCAACAUCCGGCUCCUGGACCGCACCGAGCCAAUGGGACGACAGGGUUUGAGCUGCAGCCUGCCCCCGCCCUCGCCCUCGCCCCGCCCACGACUCAUCCCUCCUCCUCUACGAUUGGACGUGGACGCUGCAGGGCGGUCUGUUCUCAGGCUGUCUCACUCUCAGCCUGGUUCCCCCCCUGCUGGACCGUACCAUCCCACUCUGACCCCCAUUCAGACUCCAGCUCGCUUCAGUCUGGACCAAACCUUCUUCAGCCUUCCGGGGGACGACAGUUCCAGUAACAGUCUGAUCGCCAUCGACAACAAAAUAGAGCAGGCCAUGGACCUGGUAAAGAGUCACCUGAUGCUGGCGGUCAGAGAGGAGGUGGAGCUUCUGAGGGAACAAAUCAGAGAGCUGCAAGAGAAGAACCAACAGCUGGAGAGAGAGAACCACAUCCUGAGAACACUCACACACAAUAUACAUACAACAUAACACACAACAGACAAACACACAACACACACAACAGAACCAGGGUGGUUCUAGAGUCUGAUGGGGUCCUGGGAAAAAACAUUUUUUAUUAUUUCAAACUUCCACAAAACAUUAAAAACAAUUGUGCAGUGGGUGGCUCUACACAUCUGGCCUGCAGGUCGAUCUGAUAUUAACUGGUGUUGAUGCUGCUGGUGAUGUGAUGUGUCUUCACUAUGUGGCCUCACGUGACCUGGAGGUGGAUGCUGACUGAACUGAUCCGACCAGAAAAGAACCAUGACAUGACACAAGGCAUAUUGUAUAUAUUAUAUACAUGUAGUUAUAAUCAUUCAAGUGGAACACUGAACUUACAGAGAAAACGUUAUCAGCCCCAAGCAGUUGCCUGCCUUGCUUGUUGGCGAGCGGCGCCCCUGAAAAUAACACACAACACACGCACACACACUCACACACACACUCUGACACAUUGUGACACUGAGUUUAACAGUAUGAUAAUCAGACUAAUGAGGAUCCUGAUAACCAUGACAACAGACUGUUUGUAUCAGCUGAGAUAAUGAUGAUGAUGAUGACGAAGAGUUGUUUCUAUUAAAUUAAUAAACUUGAACUACAGAAGAGA